Messenger RNA from Arabidopsis lyrata subsp. lyrata, 2721 nucleotides. RefSeq names its product pentatricopeptide repeat-containing protein At1g12620-like. The record is from RefSeq and is a predicted model, not a curated record. The transcript has a single exon. The coding region runs from base 413 to 2278 and encodes 621 amino acids. Gene Ontology annotation, molecular function: protein binding. NCBI's taxonomy places the organism in Eukaryota, Viridiplantae, Streptophyta, Magnoliopsida, Brassicales, Brassicaceae.
ACUCUGAAGCAAACAGAAUCUCUCGAGAUUCACAACACAGGCCCAUGUGGAAUUAGGCCCAACUGCAUCAACCCACUUUCCAUCAUCAUCAUUUGACCAAUUUUUUUUUUAGGUUCCGCCAUUUAUGUGUACGAUUUUUUGUAGCCAUUUGUAUAAAUAUUCGUUCUAUAAUUUGUUCGACUCUCCAUGGAAUAAAAGCUGAAACACACUCAUUGGAUUUGGAAAGUUUUCCAGUUUUCACUUUCGUUGGAGAGAUUGAAGACGAGCCUUCUCUUAAAGAGUUUUGAAGUCGUUAAAGCUUCAACCUUUUUGCUAUGUGAGAAAGUUUGGUGCCUUUGAAAGACGAACAAGCGAAUCAGCACAAAAUCAAAUUCAGUUUUUAUUCAGAGCUUUCAAAUUCUUAACUUGGGUCAUGCGGAGAUUGGUUCAGACACGUCUUCUCGAGACAGGUACUCCGAGAACUGCUUUAAUCUUGUCUUGCUAUGGACGAGUCUUUUCUAGUGUCAGUGAUGGUAAAGGGAAAGUCUCUUAUAGAGAGAGAUUGAGAAGUGGGAUUGUUGAUAUUAAGAAAGAUGACGCUAUCGAUCUGUUUCAAGAAUUGAUUAGGUCUCGUCCUCUUCCUAGUCUUGUUGAUUUCAGUAGAUUGUUUAGUGCCGUUGCCAGAACAAAGCAAUAUGAUCUCGUUUUAGAUUUCUGCAAGCAAAUGGAAUUGAAUGGGAUUGCUCAUAACAUCUACACUCUGAAUAUUAUGAUCAAUUGUUUCUGUCGCUGUCGUAAACUUCACUUCGCUUUUUCCGUUAUGGGGAAGAUCUUGAAACUUGGGUAUGAGCCUAGCACUAUCACAUUUUCAACUUUGAUCAACGGAUUCUGUCUCAAGGGUCGAGUUCCUGAAGCUCUGGAGUUAGUUGAUCGAAUGGUGGAAAUGAAACUUAGACCCGAUCUCAUAAUGAUUAACACUCUGGUCAAUGGCCUUUGUCUCAAAGGUAAAGUCUAUGAAGCAGUGGUUUUCAUUGAUCGAAUGGUGGAAAGUGGUUGUCAACCCGAUGCAGUUACCUAUGGACCGGUUUUAAAUGUAAUGUGCAAAUCCGGGAAAACUGCCUUGGCCAUGGAGUUGCUCAGAAAGAUGGAAGAAAGAAAGAUCAAGCUCGAUGCAGUCAAAUAUAGUAUCAUCAUUGAUGGUCUUUGCAAAGAUGGAAACCUCGACGAUGCACUCAACCUUUUUAAUGAAAUGGAAAUGAAAGGGAUCAAAGCUGAUGUUUUUACCUACACCACUCUCAUAGGAGGUUUUUGUAAUGCCGGUAGAUGGAAUGAUGGUGCCAAGUUGCUGAGGGAUAUGAUCACAAGGAGAAUCACCCCUGACGUUGUCACUUUCAGUGUUUUGAUUGAUUGUUUUGUGAAAGAGGGAAAGCUUCGAGAGGCUGAAGAACUGCACAAGGAGAUGAUUCAACGAGGUUUAUCUCCUGAUACCAUUACAUAUAGUUCUUUGAUAGAUGGGUUUUGCAAGGAGAAUCGCCUAGAUGAGGCAAACCAGAUGCUGGAUCUGAUGGUUAGCAAAGGGUGUGAUCCUAAUAUCGUGACUUACAGUAUUCUCAUAAAUGGAUAUUGCAAGGCUAAGCGGGUUGACGAUGGUUUGGAACUCUUCCGCAAAAUGUCUUUGAGAGGAGUGGUUGCCAAUACAAUUGCUUACAACACACUUGUCCAAGGGUUUUGUCAGUCGGGAAAACUUAAUAUUGCCAAAGAACUCUUCCAAGAGAUGGUUUCUUGUGGUGUUCGUCCUGAUAUUGUCACUUACAAAAUUUUGCUGGAUGGGUUGUGUGACAAUGGGGAACCAGAAAAGGCGUUGGAAAUAUUUGAAAAAAUACAGAAGAGUGAGAUGGAGCUUGAUAUUGGUAUAUAUAACAUCAUCAUUCAUGGGAUGUGCAAUGCUAGUAAGGUGGAUGAUGCUUGGGAGUUAUUCUGUAGCAUCCCUCUCAAAGGAGUGAAGCAUGAUGUCAAGGCAUAUAACAUAAUGAUUUCAGGAUUAUGUUGGAAAGGCUCACUGUCUGAGGCAAAUAUGUUGUGUAGAAAAAUGGAAGAGGAAGGGUUUGUGCCAGAUAAUAGUACAUACAACACUCUAAUCCGAGCACAUCUCCGAAUCAGUGACGUAAUCACUUCAGCUGAACUUAUUGAAGAAAUGAAGAAGGGUGGGUUCUCUGCUGAUGCUUCCACUAUGAAGAUGGUUAUCGAUAUGUUAUCAGAUGGUAGAUUGGAGGAAAGCUUUCUGGAUAUGCUGUCUUGAGAAGGUCCAAGUAUGUGAGUUGUUAGUCUAGUCUAUAAUAUAAGCAUGUCAAUUGUUGGAAAUUUUGGGGCCAUAAAAGCAAGCUCACCACAGAAGUCUCUCUAUCAGUGAAAGCCACAACAGAAGAGUAGUUUAGCUAUGAACAAUCCCUGGGUGGCUAUCGGUUCUUGAGCAUAUUGGGAGAGUAGUCGUCAAAUGAAAGAGCUGCUCUAAAGCUAUAAGUUUUUCUUGUGAUGUAGUUGAACAUGUCGUAUUUAACUUUAGGACUUGUCUCAGGUUGUCUAUUAAAAACGUCCAUUGGGUUCCCUGUUGUAUUUUACUUUGCAUUUGGAGACAUAAUUAUACACACACAUGUGAAAUCCAUCUUGUCAAAAACUCCACCUUAUUUAGAAGGUUUCAUGAUCAUCAUCCAAUGAUGAAAACUGAAUGUGGAAUUUAAACUA